This is a messenger RNA of Branchiostoma floridae (Florida lancelet), 7166 nucleotides long. RefSeq lists its product as uncharacterized. Bases 347 to 6778 code for a protein of 2143 amino acids. The transcript is spliced from 3 exons. NCBI's taxonomy places the organism in Eukaryota, Metazoa, Chordata, Leptocardii, Amphioxiformes, Branchiostomatidae. The record is from RefSeq and is a predicted model, not a curated record.
CAAUUUACAGAUGGCGAGACAAAGCAGGGGGCACCAUCGGGUAGUUUCGCAACUUCAUCAUAGAUCAUUAUAAUUCAAUCAGCCGAGGUCUGUUCAAAUAAAAUUUUUCUGAGAGUUACAGACCGAAGGACGGAUCCAUGUUUCAUAGCACGGUGCUGUUCGUUGUUGCACAGUUGACACCCACGUGCGAACGAAACCGUGCACACAAAAAGGGACUGGCACCUCGUGUGGGCACACAGAAGGAACAACUCUGACAGCGGUGUGUUCAAGUCGUCGUCUCGUUGAAUUUUUGAGGUCGUCACGCAGAUGAAGUCCUGGUUGCCACAGGUGGUAAUCAGUUCCGAGGAUGUCCAUCUCGGCAGGAAUAGUCAUCUUUGAGGGUAAAUUCCUCCCGGAAGUCGUCCGAAAUGGGCGGAAGUACGUUCCGGUGGACGCAGUUGUGAAUGUGCUGUUUCCCCGGGUGCCGAGCCACGUGGACCCGUUCGACAUCUUCAGGGAGCUCGGCGGGCAUACCGGAGUUCAACAGCACAUAGCGUCCUGGCCAGAAACUCGAGUGUUGCAGAACAUUCAGGGUAUUUCGCACGGGAAACCACGGGAAGGGACCUUUCCCCUCGUCUUGCUUGACGAUUUGAAACUGUGUUACCCUGAACUAUGCCGAAUCUGUAAGAGAUACGGUAGCAAAGUCGACAAAGCGCGCGAGGAAGAUGGCCGUCAAACUAUGCAAGCCGAAGAUCGGGACGGUUACAGAAACAGAGACAGUAAAGAAACACGAACGAAACAGAAAACCGAUCUUUUGACCACGAACAACCACAGUGGCAGGGGAGAAGCUUCACCGUCGACGGACCCCCUAAAAGCUUCCAGAAUCGCUAGUGUGGAACAAAAGGUCAAGUCUGGGGAGAGAAGGUGUAGGACAGAUGUCAAGAAGGUUGACGCAGCUGUUGACACACCUCAUGAACAAUCUGACGGUUUCAAAAACAGGGGGGAGAGUAGCAGAAACAAGAGCCACCUUAACCCUUCGUCUCUAAAAAACAACGCUUGCUAUACCGAUUACAGGGGAUGGGUAGUCAUUGACCAGGUUACUGCGGAAAGUGAGUGCUCUUCCGUGCUGACAUUAGAAAGUGGCAAGACAAAAAAUGACAGACACUGCCAUCCCGCCGAUACUAAUCCGGUUUCAAAUAAUGCAUGUUCCCAUGAAGAACCUCAGAAAGGCCAUAUCAGGGAUCUCACAGACCAACAGGAAGAGAGCCCGGAGGAAUUCACUUCUCAGCAUACUUCACCACGCCUUCAUUGUCCACCAACUGGUGUGGCCCCAUGCAGUGUCGGCAUGCAUAAAAGCCCUUUGUGUACAACACCAACAACAUGUGGCGGACCGCAGGAGCACGAAGAAAGCAGUGAUCCAGCCGUAGAAGUUUGCCCAGUCAGCCCACACGCCAACCAGAAUCCCGACGCUUCAGUGGAUGAAACUGGCAGCAGUUGUCAGACAGAGGAGAACAGUGCGGUGGGAAAUCGAUCCGUCCAAGGGGAGACGCCGAACAUCAGAGCAGAUGAAUAUAUACUGGAGAAAAUAUCCCCUGACCCAAAGGGCAACAUUAGCGUAACAAAAGUCGAGGAACCACAGGGGUCAACCACUGAUGAGUUGCAUGAUCGUGGGAACCAAAUGACAAACAGUAGUGCGACAAUGGCCUCCUCUAUGCAGUCGCCCAGGCGUGAACUGGACUUGCCUCAUCAGCAUACCAAAGCUGACAAAAAAGACACCAGUAUCAACUCAAGCACAGUUUCAGAGAGCGACAUACCACCAACAACUGGGAUUCAGCGAGACAGAAACUUGUGGUCAUCGCUGGAAAUGUUAGACUUAUUUGGUCGCCCACCUGCUGGUAACAUCGAAGAUGUUGGUGGAUCAGCUAGACCGGCGGGGAAGGGUUGCACCAUUCAUGAAAACAUUGCUGUUCACAACAACGGCGUGACCCCACCAGAUCUGUCACCCCCGAGGAGUAGAGUAGAAAUUUCACGAAGUUCUAAAAUGGCUUCAGCACACUGCCUCCACAAGGACUUGAGUCGCGCGACCGACCUAAAAGUUCCAGAAAAAGACACUGUAAGCAUGGGGACAACAGCGGGAAGACGAGAUGUUAGGGGAACAACAAGCAGCACUACAGCUUCUGUCGAGGUGACUGGAAAUGCGGAGAAGACAGAACUUGAUGCAGUCACUAGUCAUCGCCCCGCCAGCCGCCUCGGGGGCAAGGAUACCGCUAUUGCGACAGAAACACCCUAUAAUCAGUUAAAGCAGGUCAGAAUUGAGCCUACAGACUGCAAGGGGUCUACGGAUGACACCGAGGAGGAAAGUAUUGGAUUGGUAAUGGAGUGCGUUCCAGAGCCAACGUUCACCAAAGCCAGGUUCAAAGUACCACAAGAAAACACAAACAAUACAUUCAAAACGGUCAAGGGGGAAGAUCACACUACACCAAAACGAUGUCAAGUUACGCCUGGUUCAACAUUAGAGAGUCCCCAUCACGAUCAACCAAACCGAGAUCAUGUUUGCAAGACACCAACACCAAGUAAGAAGCUCGUGGCUACGACAUCACCCCCUCUUUUGGAAAGUAGUGCUGCUGAACAUAUGGACGAAGGGACAACAAGAUGCGGAUCUACAACACAGGAUGCUGUGGAGACUGAACAUCCGAUACUGACGAACCUUUUGAAGGAGCCUGAAUAUCCGGUAUUGACGACCCUUUUAGAAAAGAGCACACCGAGUGAUGGUAAACCAUCAUUAGGUACCACGCCUCCAUCAACAAACCGUCCCCUCAGGUCAACAGACGAGCAACCAGAAGCCCUACAUCCUGCUGCCACACGGAAACCCGCGGAAAGUGGAGCUCCGAAAGCUGCGCAAUUCGGGAAAUUACGCCUCAACAAGAAGGACAUGGACGUUGUACAAGUGGGUACAACCUUCUAUUGCCGAGCGACCGCCGUCAGCACCGGCGUACCGAGCUUUACCUCCAGCAUGCUAAAGAAGCUGUGUCCGAUUUUCGGCGUCCACUUCAUCAGCGUUGAUCAGGUAGGCGCGGAUGUUAUGUCCUGCUUUGAGUCGCUUGGCUACUCGCAGAUUCGAUGCCUUAACGUCCUAAAAGCUCGCAUCUGGAGACUGUUUGCGUUGCUGUCAUUCCUCGAAACGGCCUUUUGUCAAGUUGACAGGAAGGAGAGGCCCACCAUGGAAAGGGCAGUAAGCCAAGCGAGAGAAGCAAUGUCGCACAAGGUGAUGAUCAACAACGAUCUCGUACAUCAUAGUCAUGCACUGAUGAUAUACUACCGAAGCGGUGGAGCCUAUAUUCCUCUUAAAGAAUUUCAGCAAGUCUACCCUAGGGUAUCUCUCGAUUGCUUGAACGAAAUGUGCGAUGAGCUGAACAUCACAGUUGGUUUGGCCCCGCCAGCCGUGUUGAGAUCAAUCGGUCACACAAUAAUUACGUCAUCAUUACCAUCUAUGGAUCUCCAUGACUUUAAAGUCGUCACGGUGCCGCUGGAUUUACGGGACUUAUCCAAACUCCUCCUGCGAAUAGAGAGCAACCCCGGGCCCAGACUUCAAUGUCCACAACCGUCGACGGAGGAGAAUCCAGUUGCCUCACAUGCAGUGAAAACUGAAGAUACGAGUGAUCACCUGGCCGCCAAAUUCCAAUGUCCACAGCCUUCGAUGGAAGAGCGUCAAGCUACACAGACAGAACAAAUGGAAGUUGCUAAUGAUCGUUUGACCAGCACACACCAAUGCCCAGAACCUUCGAUGAAGAAGGUGGUUGCCACGCCAGCAACAACUGAUCGUAUAGCUGGGUCCAGGUUGGUUGGCAACACCAAAGAGGGCGUAGUAGGCAAGUCUAUUGGUCAAGCAAGCAAAGCGACAGCAAGUGCUUCCUCUGAUACAAAUACAAGUUCAACGGUCUUGAGGAAACAUGGUCUCACCAAUAUUGGUGUAGAAACAUAUUCGUCUAACCGCAUGGGUGGUAGGUGUGGAUCCCUGCGAAUGUUACGUGUGUCCCCUUCGCCACCAAUUCUCUCCGAGAAACACACUUCGGAUGGCCACGUUGGACCUUCUGAUGCCAAUUAUGCAGUAUCUACAGCGCCGUCAUUGGAGACGGUCCAAAAGAAUUAUAGCCAACGUGUUGACAUCAAAGGAUCGACAGAGAGUCUGGAGAAGCUGUCAAACUGCGCUAAGUCCCCUACUGCAGCAGAAACUGGUCAGCCUUCAGGGCCACACGGAGUAGCUAGUGACAGCCAAAUGGAUACGUUACCAUCUGCUACUGAAAUCAACCACGUAAACACCGCAGCUGCGCCAUCUACUUCUAACGGUUCGAAAACGACCACGGCUGGUGUGACAGUCCUGCGUUGUCCCGUUCCGGAACCCUGUGGUGAACCCUGCGGUACUACCGCUGAACCACACAAAGUAACGGUCGCGACAAAUUCAAUGGUCGGUAUCAUAACUCAAGACAAGGCAGAGGAUCCGCCGCGACACGAAGUCAGGUAUUGUCACAAAGGUGUUGUAGACAUCGCUCAGCGAAAUCCAACAACCAAGGAUUUGCUUCGCUUCCUUGAAGUUACACAGCAAGCACCAAACCAACCUGAGGAGAUGCCCGGCGUGCCGAGUACGUAUAGGGAUAAAGAGACACCCGAAGCAGACGAGUCAUCAGCCGUCCUUGAUCUAACGGUUAGUAAAGUGACAGUUCCCACCGCGGUUACCGAGACGAGCUUGAGAAAGUAUACUUACCAGUGCCAAGAAGGAAGAACGGGGCCUUAUAAAUAUGGGAAACUCAGAAAAGGUGACAGCGUUGUUGCAACUUUAGAGCACAGACGUCGUAUUUUCGUAACGAUUGAUGAUUUCAAACGUUUGACCAAUUGGAAAGGGCCUAUUGAUACUACUUGGUGUAGGAGGUUUGGUUUUGAUUUGUUCUCUGACGAAUCCAGACCUGGUGGUAUCCUGCUUGGCUGUGACUUGAUCAAGAUAGGCAGUAGGAGAGAAGCACCUGAAGAUGCAUCAACGAAGGAAUCAACUCCAGAUGCGUUACAUUCCGAAGCGCAUGGACAUAACACGAACCACGCAUGCAACGAUGCAACAAACAGGCACGCAGUGGGUACAGGGGAAAAGAUACCACCUAAGCAAUCUCAGCAACACAUCAAAUCGGAGACAGGUGUGUCAACUUGUGCGUAUGAAGAAAAUGUCUCUAGCUCUUCAGAAGUAGAAAACACGACCAGACAGCAAGGAGACAGCAGACCUCGGUAUUCAUCCCAGGCUCGGGUCACGUCGCAAAUCCCAAGCAUGCCUCCAGGUCACCCAGCGACCGUGGGAGAGCUGCGUCCGGCCGCUCCCCCACUCAAUCACCUUGAUGAGGUCCAGACUUACACAGGGACCGUUGGAAAGUCGGCUUUCCCAUCACCGGCCAAUCCAGCUGCCUUUGGUCCACCGAAUGGCAUUCCUGCAGGCGCCCCUGGGAAGCGUAAGGCCACUCCUCCCCUCCAUCACGUAAAUGUCCAGGCUGUCUCACGGGCCGCUGAAGAAUCGGUCUCUUCAUCACCGCCAAACUCUGUUGCCUCUUGUCCACCGAAUGACAUUCUUACAGGCGCCGUUAAUAGGAAGCGUAAGGCAUCGCCGAUGGAAGGGGUAUUUUCUUCGAAAAGGAAGUCUCCGGUUUGGCCGAUUGAGAAUGCCGUUCAGCAGCAGCGUGGACAACGCGAAGAGUCAACCAACACUGACCACGUGAGACAAGCUGUGAAUGCUACUCGCGACAGUGAUGCCAUCUACAAGGAAAAUCACAUGAGGGUGCAAUUGAGAUGGGAACACUGCGGCUUUGUUGACGGAGUUCCUAAAGAUAAAACCCAUGAAAUGUUUCCCGUGGUGACAGUUUACGGACAUAUGAAGGUUGCCCUUGCUUCGGACAUCGUGAGUCUCUUUCCUUACGUCAAUCUCACAGACUUCAUGCGGGCGGUAGGACAGCUAAAGCUGAGAAUUUGCGCUUGCCCCCCAUCCAUAAGGCAGCUGUUCCUUCAAGCGGGAAAAAACGAAGCAUCGUGCGCAACUGUCAUAAAGUUAGCGGACAGUGUUUUCUCCACUGCAAAGUUGUUAAGCCAGUGUUUCUCCCAACAGGGUUGUCAUAUGUUACCAAAUGAGAACGCUCCCAAUGUUAACAACGGUACAGACUCCACAAUCCAGCCUCUACAGCUGUCAAGCACCGGAUACCGUAAUAACGAAGUGCCUAAUGGUCACGCGCCGUCUUCAACACCGAAUAGUUCCGGAAGGCCAAACGUGAACUAUUCGUCUGUAGUACCUAUAUCCACCGCCAGUGCUCCAAGUCUACUCGGUAGCCCGGAGAAUAAUAAUGACAUAAAGAUUGUGGCCGUGCAGAGUCUUGCUACGGGAGAAUUUUACAAUAUGACAGGGAGACAACAAACGAUGCCUAUCGAGGGGAUGCAUGGCAGUGCCCAGCGGGUCAUGUCGCAGCAUAGGCAGUCUCGCAUACCGACCGAACCGUUUCAACCUCCAACAGCGGCCAGUGUGAGAAUGGAGUCGGCCCAGAGGCCGUAUCAGCAUCCUGUGAGCACCUUCCAGCAAUCGCACUACCCCCCUCCCCCUCCUCCAUACCAAACCAACACCAGUGCGACUUCCGUCAUUCAGGCGUGGGCACAAAUGAGAAGGGUUGAGGAUUGGCAACAACAUGCAUUUGAGAGGAAUCGUCAGCCGUCAGAAGUACCGGGGGUAGGGUACACGGCCCAGAUGUACUCAGGAUUGCGAACUGGUUGGGAUCAUUGAACGACCCUUCUGAGAAUAGGUGUCACGUUUUACCUCAUUAAUUCUACCACCUAAGUACCUAUGCAUGUACGCCGAGAUGCUUCGUAUCGACUGUUGCUGUUUUGAGAGUUCAAGAUAUCUCAUAUUGCUGUAGCUAUAGUGAAAUGUUGAAAUGUAUUUUGUGACAUAAGAUGUGUUUGCCUAAACGAGUUCGCUUAUUUCAAGCCUGAGGCUGGAAACAUCAAACAAAAAGAUUAUUAUUCUCGAAAACAUUCCUUUCUCUUGUUAUACAUUGGUUGCAUUGACAUUUAUUUAUGUUUAUCCUUGUUUAUUUCUUAUAUUAGAUGUAGAUUGGAGGUUAUCGUAGAUGUUUCGACGUCGUUUGAAUAAACAGCUUAUUGCUCUCAUA